Molecule: messenger RNA, 6109 nt
Organism: Scleropages formosus (Asian bonytongue)
Lineage: Eukaryota; Metazoa; Chordata; Actinopteri; Osteoglossiformes; Osteoglossidae
Product: zinc fingers and homeoboxes protein 3-like
Exons: 3
Coding region: 537-3695 (1052 amino acids)
Biological process (GO): regulation of transcription by RNA polymerase II
Cellular component (GO): nucleus
Molecular function (GO): DNA-binding transcription factor activity, RNA polymerase II-specific; DNA binding
Source: RefSeq, a predicted model, not a curated record
UUGACACGCCUGUCCCAGCUGCCCGAGGGAUUUGGCCGAGUCGAGGAGGCGGAACCCCGUCUGGGGGACUUCCUGUCGCCGUGCAGAAAAUUCCGGCGCGGAUCUGCUCGCCGUGUCUCCGAAGCUCCUGCCACCAGCGGGACAACCAAGUGUCCUUUCUAAUGCGUGACCUUGUUUCUGUCCCCCUCCCCCGUCCCCUGACCGCUCGAGCGCUCGUCACGCGAGCGGGGGUGCCGCGGUCCUCUCAGGGCAGCCGCGCGAGGGUCGGGGCGGCUCUCGGCCCAUCCUUUUCCACCGCGAGCGAGCACGUGACACAAGGGUGGCGAAGCGCGGCACAAUUCGCACCGUUUCUCUGCACAGGUUCCCAGUCAGCUGCUAAACACACCUGCACCCUGGAAUAUGUUCGAAAGACCCGGGAAUAAAAUGAAUCAGUGCGAUCCUUCCCUGGUCAGCGCUUAGCACUGAGCAGUUCAGACUUAGUCACUGUCUAGUAGAUGGUUUAAGUCUCUUGGUGCACUCUUAGUCCUACUACGGUCAUGGCCAGCAAGAGGAAGUCAACCAUCCCCUGCAUGAUCCCGAAAAAAUUGAUGAGCGUGCAGGAAGGGCAGGGGGCGAAAGCAAAGACAUUACCAGUGCUAGCCGAGGACAAAGGUGUUAUCAGUGCCGUGCAGGAGACCAAUGAGAGGGGAAGGGACUUGAAGGAAGGCAGCAAGAUAUCCAGUCCAGAGGGGGUCAAGAUACAGAAUGAGGGUGAUGCCUACGGCUGCCAGCCCUGCCAUUUUAAAACGCGAGACCUCAACAUCUUCUUGGACCACGUCUACAGCUGCCACCCGGACUUCCGAGCUGAGCCAAGCUUCCACUGUCUGGACUGCGGUGUGGCCACCAGGAAGUUUGAGGGCCUGGCACUGCAUAAUGCCCGGGCUCACCCCAGCUCUGCCGCCACCACCCUGCAGCUGAGGAAGCGGGACUGGAAAUUGACGGUGGAACAGAAGUUGGUAAACGGAGGUGGUUCCGCAGAGUCCGAGAUCUCCAUUUCCAAGACACCUAUCAUGAAGACGCUGAGGGGCAAGGGAGAGCACAAGAGGAUUGUGGUGUCCCACGUCACAGAUGAGCCGAGCCCAGCUGCUGGCAAUGAGGCGGAGGGGAAGGAUCCCUCUGUUGCGCCACCUUCAGCGACUACCAUGAACAGCAAUGCUGCUGGCAGAGCAGCACUCCCUUCCACUGUGCCGAUUGUGAAUGGAUCACCAGCGCUGUCUGUGUUGAAGGUGCCUGUUGCUCAAGUGCUCCAGAACUGCACCUUCCUCCAGCAGUCUGUCCCCACUGAAGUUCCUACCCUGCAGUCUUCCUCCUUCACCCAUUCCUCCUCAUCAACCAGUGACUCCAAGAACCUCCCAAAAGUGAUGAUCCCGUUAAGCAGCAUUCCUACCUAUGCUGCCGCCAUGGACACCAGCAGCUUCUUGAAGACCUCUUUCAGUAAGUUCCCCUACCCCACCAAGGCCGAGCUUUGCUACCUGACCGUGGUCACAAACUAUCCGGAGGAGCAGAUAAAGAUCUGGUUCACAGCACAGCGGCUCAAGCAAGGAAUCAGCUGGUCACCGGAGGAAAUCGAGGAAUCCCGUCGGAAAAUGUUUAACACCAUCAUCCAAGAACCGAACUCGCAGCCUAUUGCCACGCAUCAGCAACUCCAGCCACACCACCGCCCCACUCAUCGUAGCCACCGCCCCGCACAGGUGGCGGUCACCAUCCGGCCUUCUGCUGCAGGCACUACCGGCACAACCCACAUCCUCAAGGACAACUUUGGAGGCAAAGGCGGAUUUAUUGCCUCCCAGCCCAUGACAUCCAACGGGAUCCAGGUUGGAGGGGGUCCUGUUGCUCUGGCAGUUACUCCUAAGCCUCAUACGGGGGCCGUGCCACAGAUGCAAGCAAGACCAGCAGCUGCUUUGGUUGCCGACAAGGGAGCAACCAUGAUGGUAGGGGUGGUGGGGAGCAGCAGCAGUAGCUACAUUAGCAAUAGUAUCAACCGCACCAGCACCGUCAUCAGUACCACAAUCAGCAGUGGCUUUAGCAGUAACAUUAGUAGCAACAGUGGCUUUAGCUCUGGUGGUAGUGCUAACAGUAGCAGUGGUGGUCUUAACGGUAGCGCUGGCAGCAGUAGCUGUGGCUUUACUUCCAGCAGUAGUGCUAUCAGUAGUGGCAGUGGCUUUAGCGGUAACACUAGCAGUAGUAGCAGUGGCUUUACUUCCAGCGGUAGUGCUAGCAGUAGCAGCAGUAACUUAAGCAGAAAUGCUAGCAGCAGCAUUAGCAUGCCCACCGUUGUUAAUAGUAACAGCAGCACUAAUACCAGCAAAUCGGACUCCACCAGCAAAGGCAAUAUAUUCCGCAGUGCCACUAACGGUGGUGAUGGGAAAGUUGUUGACCCGUCGCCGCCUGUUGUCAGCAGCGGUGCCAGCUCCCGCACACUGCCCAACAGCUUCCUGGACCCCAGCUUCUACAAGAGCAAGAAGUCACAGGAGCAGCUAGGUGCCCUCAAACAGAGCUUUUUCCGGAGCCAGUUCCCCGAGCAGGAGGAGGUGGAGAGGCUCACCCGAAUCACGGGCCUGACAGUGCGCGAGGUUCGCAAGUGGUUCAGCGAUCGCCGCUAUCACAACCGCAACCUGAAAGGCCUGCGUGCCAGUGGCAUCCUGGGAAAGGGGCCUGCCCUUGACUUCGUCGACAGCCCCACCUCUGCAGAGAGCCCCAAGGCCAGCCAGUCCUCACCCAGCCCUCCUCCAGCUCUGUCCCCCCAAAAUCGAUUAACAUCGCAGCAGGAAUCUGAUGACUGCUUGAUUGAGCCCCAUGAAAAGGACACACUUGAGAGGAAAAUGGAGGGAGGGGAUUUUGAUAAAGAGGUGGACGUCAGCAACAAUGGAAAGGACACCUCAACUAAGGAAGAGGAAGGCUGCGAAGGACAGGUCCCCUCCCCAGGGACAUCAUGGCAGCAAUGCUUCAAGGAGGACUGUGAGGAAGAGGAAGAUCCCAUGAGCAACCUGCCAGAUCCCAAACCCAAGAUCAACCCAAUCAAGAUAAACCUGAAGAGACUCAAGGUAACGGAGGCUUGCAGCAAGCAGGGACUGGAGGACUCUCAGCAAGAUAUGGACUCCCAGAGCCCUAAGACAUCAUCUUUAUCCGUCUCCACCUGUACACCCACUCGUGGCAAGAAGACCCCAGAACAGAUGCACCUUCUUAAACAGGUGUUUGCCCGCACCCAAUGGCCCAGCAGUGAGCAGUACGACCAGCUGGUGGUAUUGACGGGGCUCCCGAGGCCGGAAGUGGUGCGCUGGUUUGGCGAUAGUCGCUACGUCUUUAAGAAUGGGCAGCUAAAGUGGUUGGAGUCAUAUCAGAACACCAUAGAGAUGGAGGUGGAGGAGGAGAAGUUAAAAAUGGCCAAAAGCGAAGAUGCCAGGGCACAGGAUCAGCCGUUGGCUCUCCCUUCCAGGUUGGAGGUAAGAGGGUUGGCAGGAUCUCAGAAGGAGCACAUUCUCCACGGCUCAAGCGCCACCCCCUUGCUGCCCAACGGAGACAAAGAGACAGAGACGCAGAAGGACCAAGCAAUUGCCACAGAAGGUCUACCACCCCCAAACGAUGAAGCAGCUCUGGAAACUAAAGGCCAGUCCACUCUGAACAAGCCACGGGAGGCUCCUUCAGGGGCGGAAUGAGGAAGACCAGCAGCAUCCCUGGUCGGCAUGGAAACAAAGGAAGGGCGCGGACACAGAAACGACUGGUGGAGUCUGACUUUAACCGCAACCCUCAUCACCAGCCAACCUUUUAUAGGAAAAAAACAAACAGACCAACUGCUGUCAUCUGAGGACUUUGUGGGUGGGUGGGGUGCCUUCCCGACUGAGACCGGAGGACCUGUGAAUGAAAACGAGUGUGGAAAUGCUAGGGUACAAGGUGGGGUUAGGGGUGCCAAUUGCAAAAUGGGGAAAAAAAAAAGGGUGUCAAGGUGAUUUUGUUCAGUUUUGUUUUAUUUCCUGAGUUUAAGCAAUCUGUAUGUUAGCACAGCCUUGAAUCUUAUUUGUUGUCAAAUUUGCGAUCGAUUACUCUAAGUGUAGUUGUAAUUUUGGUGAAAUUUUCGUACUUGUUCUGGAUCGAAAAACCUGUGAGACUUUUCACUCCGAGAACCUGCUGCGCGGUGCAUGCUGGGACAUUCGGUACCGAGUGCAGCAACGAGGUGGAUGACGGACGAACGCGAUGGAGCACGCUGCCUCGCAUCUGCAAAGUGCUAGACAAGUGGCACGAGACGGUUGUGCACCUCCAGUCACAUGUGCUGAACUCGCCGGGUUUCGUGUAAUUCCAUGGAGACCGAUGUGAAACAAACUCGUCGAGAGGAGACUGGCAAUGAAGUUAUGGUGGGGUGCGCGCAAUGCAGAACUUCUAGCAGAGGCAAGGAAUAUGACAUUUGAUGCAGCCAGACAUUAACCGAGCGUUGAACUCCGUCAACGAAGGACGCCGGCCGAACCGUGUUUACCUGUCGAAAUGGAGUAAACGAGCGAAUCCGCAACUCUGAUAGGGUGCUUCAUUUGUGGAAAGCUGCUGAAUCAACCCAAGUGAAUUAAGGUGCUCUCAACUGGCAGGAGACAUAAGUGCCACUAGACAUUAGAAGAACAUUAGCAGCAACAACCAUAGAGAUUUUUUUUUUUUUUUUUGUUUACAGGAAUUUACAUAAUAAAAGACAAUGCAAGUAUUUCUGGCUUUAUGGCAGCAGGGUUAAUGACUGUAAAACCAGCUACGCUGGAAUGUCCAAUACUCUGUUUUACCAUUCUGAGUCUGGAAACUAAAUGGAAAAUCAGGAGAGCAGGUGGAGCACGAGCUAUUGUCUUGUAAUCAAAGGUGCUGGGUUCAAAUCCCACCUCCUGUUGUAGAACCCUUGACUGCAGCAACUUCACAUUAAUGGAUAGAGUUAGAUAAUCCAGAUUCAUACAUGGGAGAAACUUUAACAUGCAAACCAACACAUUUUUAUUCCCCACCUUCAGGGCUCUGAGUCCGUCUACCUUCCAGACAACAAUGAAUGUUCAUACACCCACAGCACACAACAGCAGCAGGAAAAAUUCCACUUAUUCUGUUUAUUUCAUUCUCAGGGUUGAAUCCACUACAUGCAAGAUUAGAGAAUAAUUUGUAGUUCUUUCCCGUUGCUUAGUCACGUAGAAAGUCAACCCAAAACAAAAUAAAAAUGCUUUUUCUAAAUAAUCUUCAUAAUGUGUGCAGAAAUACAGUUUCGCAGAAGGCCACGUCUCUCGCAUCUGCUGCCAGGAGGUCUGUAGCUGUCAUCGUUCCACCUACCGAAGGCCCCCAAAGUGCUUUGUUCAUCUGCACCGCGAACACACUGCAUGUGGCCCCUCCCCCACCGCAACUCCCCGGCAAAUUUGGAAAUAUGAGCAGACCCCCUGUGGUCAGACCCCACUGCAUUCCCAGCCACAGCCUCCCGAGAGGAGGAGGAGGAGGAGGAGGAGAAGGAGGAGGAGGAGCACUGCUGGCCCCACCCACCGUGGACACAUGGCCAGGGUGGUCACCACAACCUCUUAAACCCUCAGACAGUAACGGCACCAAGACACGAACACGGACUAACAGCAAGACUGAAAAAAAUUCAGAAUAAUUGCCCAGUAUUUCUUCAAUAAAUAUAGUGGGCGGCAUUCAUGUUGUGCUGCAGGAGCCUGUUAAAUAACUGGCCUCAAAGUAUUAAAAAAAAAAUAAAAAAUUCACACAGCGGUGCUGUAGGAGUGGCAGAGUGUGACGCUGGUGUAAAACAAACAGCGCCGUCAGGUAAGAGCAAACCAGACCACGGAGCGGAGGAGUCAAGCCUGCAGUCUGGGGUUUCCUGCCUCGACCCUAUUAAAACACGAAUUCGUGCUCAUUAAGGAGCGCCAUCUCUCAUGUCCCAGCGCUGUGUGUCAGAAACACUUCUACUGUUUGGCAGUUUCUGUUUCUGUUGAGCGUAUCUCCAAAUAAAACGCAAGAAUGUGAGCCCUUCUCUUUCCUUCGUGCCGAAACCAAACACACACACGAACACACACACACGUGCGCACACACACCCAUACAAAGCGAACUUUGUCUGUCUGGCACACGUGCACAC